This is a messenger RNA of Solea solea (common sole), 1955 nucleotides long. RefSeq names its product RNA binding motif protein 42 (gene rbm42). The transcript is spliced from 12 exons. The record is from RefSeq and is a predicted model, not a curated record. Gene Ontology annotation, molecular function: mRNA binding. Lineage: Eukaryota; Metazoa; Chordata; Actinopteri; Pleuronectiformes; Soleidae. The coding region runs from base 346 to 1554 and encodes 402 amino acids.
AGCCGUCAAUAAACAAAGAAGAAGACAGAAGAAAAGCGUUAUCGGUUGUCCUGUUUGAACACAGCUCGUGGGUUUUUACUUUUAAUUGCGUUUUAUUUUUUACAACAAGUUCAGCAUCAGAUCGUCGGGUGAGUGAGUUGUAGUGUAGAAAACAGUAACCGGUUAGUGUGGUAAGGUUAGCGGUAAGGUGUUUGCGACAGAGGAGUUACUUCGAUUGCUAGCAUAGCUAGCUCUCCUGUGUGCUAGCUGACAACAUCGCAGAGUCCGGUGGAAAAGUCAGACUCGUUAUUUACUGAUUGAAGUCUGUGUUUUUCUCAUUAAAAGCGUCUACAUCGUAGAUGAAGCAUGGCGCUCAAGUCAGGAGAGGAGCGUCUAAAAGAGAUGGAGGCAGAGAUGGCUCUUUUUGAGCAGGAGGUUCUUGGUGGACCAGUACCAGUGUCAGGAAGUCCACCUGCAUUGGAGGCCGUCCCUCUGCCUGUUCCAGCACUUCCACUCAUACGAUCUAUCAUAGGCACCAACACCUACAGACAGGUCCAACAGACAUUAGAUGCCAGAGCUGCUAGUUUUGUUGGUCCCCCACCCCCGGUCUUUGUGGGACCAGUCCCUCCAAUACGUCCUCCUCCUCCUCCCAUGAUGAGACCAGCCUUUGUCCCACACAUCCUGCAGAGGCCUGGUGGUCAGAGGCUGCCGAUGAUGCGUGGUCCUCCGGUAGCCCCUCCUAUGCCCCGGCCUCCUCCCCCUCCUCCCAUGAUGCUUCCCCCCUCCCUGCCGCGCCCGACACCUCAGGGACCUCCUCAGUCCAUCCAGCACAUGAUGGCUCCACCUCAGAUCCGUGAUAUGGUCUCUAUGGCGCCUCCCCCGACCUCGAGACCGCCACCUCCGGUCAAAGCCACGCAGUCGGUUAUCCAGGCAGCACCGACCGUCUACUCUGCUCCUCCUGCCCCAGUCGCAUAUAAAAGAAUAGAUGUUCGGGCUCAGAGACAAGCCAGAAUGGAGGAACUGGCCGCUCGGGUCGCAGAGCAGCAGGCAGCAGUGAGGGCAGCAGGUCUGCUGGACAGGAAGGAGAGUGACGACAGCGGCAGCGUGAUUGGACCCAGUAUGCCUGAGCCUGAGCCUGCCCACCCUGAGCCCGUGGAAAGUGUUACAGAAGACAAGAAGAAAGGAAAGUCAGACAAGAUGAAGAAGUGUAUCCGUACUGCAGCAGGAAUAUCGUGGGAGGACCCCAGUCUGCUGGAGUGGGAGUCAGAUGACUUCCGCAUCUUCUGUGGUGAUCUGGGUAAUGAGGUGAAUGAUGACAUUCUGGCCAGAGCCUUCAGCAGAUACCCAUCUUUCCUCAAAGCUAAGGUGGUGAGAGACAAACGUACAGGAAAAACCAAAGGGUACGGCUUUGUGAGCUUCAAAGAUCCCAACGAUUACGUCAGAGCCAUGAGAGAAAUGAACGGGAAAUACGUUGGCAGUCGGCCCAUCAAACUGAGGAAAAGCAUGUGGAGGGACCGAAACAUGGAAACGGUUCGCAAGAAACAGAAGGAGAAGAAGAAACUGGGCCUGAGAUAGUGGCUGAUGAAGUCAGAGUGUGUGUGUCUGGAGCCGUUUCCUCAUGUGAACUCUGGAUGAUGAUGAUGUCCAGAGAAUUAGGUCUGGACAUUCUCUGGAGUUUACCAUUCACAUAUGACCAGCACAGCAGCCAAAUUUUCCAUUUUUAAAAUCAUUUACAACAGCAGCAGAAUCACUGGAGGAUUCAGGACACUCGCCAGGUUACUCGCUGUGGAUUAUACGUUCGCUUCAGAGAAUGUCCAGACGUCAGUGGCUUGUCUGAAAGCAGCUUCUGUUUGUGUUGUGCUGCACAAUAGAUGAACACAACUAUUAUUUUGAUUUGUCCCUCAGAUGUCUGUACAUUUAUACAAAGUAGUAACUUUUUUUUUUGCUUACCUUAAAUAAAAAAAAAAAUAAAAAAA